Messenger RNA from Andrographis paniculata, 1380 nucleotides. RefSeq lists its product as uncharacterized. The coding region runs from base 51 to 1223 and encodes 390 amino acids. The record is from RefSeq and is a predicted model, not a curated record. Lineage: Eukaryota; Viridiplantae; Streptophyta; Magnoliopsida; Lamiales; Acanthaceae. The transcript is spliced from 11 exons.
AUUGGAGAAGUCGCUGAAUUAAAAGUAGCGACUUUGAUUGUAUUCAUUAAAUGGGAGAAGUGAAAAAUGAGGUAGAAGUAAAAAUGGAAUGCGCCGGGAAGGGAAGCCGAAGUCCGUGCGGCGGUCCGGCCACCAGACGCUGCCAUCGCUGCCGCGCUGUUGCGUACUGCUCUGUCGGACACCAGGUUUCGCACUGGAGUGUGCAUAGGGGAGAGUGUUCGAGAUUAGAGCAGCAAAUGAAGCGUGUUGAUGUUUUGAAGGAUUUUCCUUUCACUUUUGGUCAAGAAACUGCGGAAAUUCAGUUUCAGGAGACAAGGUGCUCCUUUUUAAUACGGAAAGGAAUUCAUCGAGUAGGAAUGUGGACGUGGGAAUGUAGCUGUGGUCAAUCAGAUAUUAGUUUUGAUAACUCGAGGUACUUCCAAUUUUCAAUGUUGAUUAAUUGUUGGAAUCUUCCAAGUGAAUUAUGCCCCUGUAAAGAACCUUCCACUUCAUUACAACAAUGUCUAACCACUUGGAAGGACUAUUGUCAAUGGAGGUGCAUCCCUUUCUAUUCCCCUGCUGCUUUACUUCUUCAUUGGCCACUCACGGUAUAUUGGGCUGUUCAACUCUCAAUUCGUGAAAGAUUGCUUCCUCAAGUCGGUGAAAAACUGAGGAUACAUUACCUAGGACCAGAAAAAGAGCUUCUUCAGUUGGCGGUUUUUGGGGAACUGCAAGCACUUUUUCCUGGAGUGAAGGUGCACAUUGACCUCAUUGGACCUGCAAUUCCAAAUCACAGGAAUGGUGAGCAAAUCGAUCUGUGCAGCUAUCCCCAAUGUUGCAAUAUCGAUUGUCAGUGUAAGCAUUCUUUCGAAAAUUGUAGAGAUGGGAAAAUGACUUCCCAGUCGCCGCCAGUCACCUUGCUGCUCCACGCCGGUUGUUAUCAUGAUUUUUACAAACUAGCACAGGACUUUCCUCCACAAAUAAUCAUAGCCCCGAAUGCUGGCGUCGCUGCCUACACCACCUGGUUGCCAACAUUAAAACUAAUAAAAGAGAUCAAAGUUCCGGCAAUCUUUUCUGAUUACUGCGAAGAAGCUUCUCAUCUGGCGACUCGUUGCAUAAGCUCUUGGAUAGGCACUGCGCUGAAGUUCCCGAUUCAGUUGAAUCCUUUCCGGCAACCUUUUCCGAUUGAAGAUUCAGCAUUGUGUCUCCCUUGCUACUCCAAUUGCUUCCUCUUCGGAUUCUGAUUCCCGACAGCUCUUGCAGCCAUGAAAUUGUCGAAUUCCGGUUUCAGCUGCCCGAGAUGUGUCCUAAUUGCCCAAUAUGUGUCCUAAUUGCAAUUAGAUCUAACAAGACAACUAGUUAACAAAUCUUAUAUGAGAUAAUCCCUCCGUCGUUUAACAA